Dreissena polymorpha is the source of this 724-nucleotide messenger RNA. RefSeq names its product transient receptor potential cation channel subfamily M member 2-like. NCBI's taxonomy places the organism in Eukaryota, Metazoa, Mollusca, Bivalvia, Myida, Dreissenidae. Gene Ontology annotation, molecular function: ligand-gated calcium channel activity. The coding region runs from base 1 to 651 and encodes 216 amino acids. Gene Ontology annotation, biological process: calcium ion transmembrane transport. The transcript has 5 exons. The record is from RefSeq and is a predicted model, not a curated record.
AUGGGUGUCUACGUGUUGUUGGCCAACGUUUUACUUCUCAAUCUUCUCAUUGCCAUGUUCAGCUAUACUUUCACCAAAGUUCAGGACAACACAGACAAGCACUGGUGUUUUCAGCGUUAUUCCUUAAUCUACGAGUACUAUGAACGGCCCGUGCUGUGUCCACCGCUGAUUAUGUUAACCCAGUUAUACCUGCUUGUUCGGUAUAUUGUUACAUCGCUGUGUGGCUCGAGAUUAAAACACCAGGACUCAAGCAAUGACUUUAUUUCAGGACGAAAAUUAAAACAUGACCGCGAGCUGGUUCAAUGGGAAGAUGUAAUAGCUGACGCCUACCACCAGAAAAAAGAACAGAAAAAAAUCCAGAGUAUGGAAUUCAAAGUCAUGUCUUCAAAUGACAUGCUGAAGGCUCUUAUGAAUCGCAUAGAUGACCUUCAACAGCAGCAGCGCAAAUCCGAGCAGUUUUUGUGUGACAUCGAGUCAAGCGAUCAUGUGACACCAUUGUCGCCUACCAACGUCAAAGCCAAACUGUCACCAGAUCUCGACAGUCGACUGGCAAGUCUUGAACAACAGAUACAAUGGAUUGUAAAGACCCUGAAGUGGAGCAGCCUCGUUGACGGUCACCUUCCUGCCUCUCCGACUGAACAACGUGUAUGAACGGAAACGACUCGUGAUCGCAGAUAUGACUUAACGGACCGAAUAUGAAAAAAUAAAAGCUCGUCUGAUGUUU